Rasamsonia emersonii CBS 393.64 is the source of this 3120-nucleotide messenger RNA. Its product is annotated as NADPH--hemoprotein reductase. The record is from RefSeq and is a predicted model, not a curated record. Bases 1 to 3120 code for a protein of 1039 amino acids. Lineage: Eukaryota; Fungi; Ascomycota; Eurotiomycetes; Eurotiales; Trichocomaceae. Gene Ontology annotation, molecular function: sulfite reductase (NADPH) activity; FMN binding; oxidoreductase activity, acting on the aldehyde or oxo group of donors. Gene Ontology annotation, cellular component: cytosol. The transcript has a single exon.
AUGGGCGCGGCACCUGAGCUCUCGGCCAUUUCUGGCCCGACCUACGUUACUGCCCAGACCCUCAUCCAGCAGGUCGCCUAUGCACUCUCCGACAAGAUUUUCUCCUACUCUCCUGAGUCCUUCGAUCUUGAUUCGGCCGUCCGUGAGUGGGCUUCGCGUCGCGAGAGCAAUGCCAAUGGCGAACCUACUGCCGUCCAGACCCUUGAGACUCGCCAGGGCGCUGGUUCCAUCGCUCUCGGUUACCUGUUCUCUCGUGACUUUGACCUGAAGAAGCGCCAUGUUCCUCAGAGCAUCCUGGCUUCGUCGGCCACUCUGCCGUACUUGCGAGGGUCGUUGGAGCAGCUGUCUCUGCUGUACUCGGUUGCUAGUCCUGUCGUGACCCAUGUGGCAGCCGGUGACUAUGCGAAUGACCGUCUUGUUUCCGACUAUGUCACGGCACUGAACCUCGCUGAGGAGCUCGGUCUUGGCCUGAUCUCCAGCUCCUCUGCUCACGAGGCUCAGCACAUGGCGCUCCUGGCGACCCUGGUGGCUUCCUUUUUGCCGUCCAUCCACAUUUAUGACGGUGUGCGUGUUGGCCACGAGACUACUCGUGUCAUUGAUGUCCUCGACCAGACUGGCCUGAACCGCAGCUAUCAGGCUAUCCGACAGGGCUUGUCGGACACGCGAAUUAAGCAUCUCGAUGACCAGGGCAAGGUUUUGGAGAUCCUUCAGAGCCUGAACAGCGAACUGGGUACCGACUAUGGGUUGUUUGAAUACCACGGUCACGCCGAGCCAACUUCUGUUUUGGUGGCCUUUGGUACGGUUGAGGCGUCCCUGACGUCCCAGGUUGCGCGUUCUCUAGCAAAGGACGGUGCCCGGGUCGGUGUGGUCAAUGUGCGCGUCUACCGGCCCUUCGUGGAGGAGGAGUUUCUCCGUGUGCUUCCAAAAUCCACGAAGACCGUUGGUGUCCUCGGCCAGGUUCGCGACGAGCAGGCUGUCCAAGAGGAGGGCGUUCACUCAUCCCUCUACGAUGAUAUUCUGGCGGCCUUGACCUUUGCCAGUGACCGCCCUCAGGCCCCUGCCUGCAUCGAGAUUAAGUAUGAUCGCUCCCACCAGUGGACGACGCUCAAUAUUGCGGCGGCGUUCCAGCGCGUGGCAGACAAGCCAAUCUUGCAAGAUGUCAAGGAUCCUGCUCCCCUCCAGCUUCUCAACCCCGCGACGGUGCAGGAGUACACUUUCUGGGAUGUGGACGACACCCCAUCUGCUCAGGCGGCUGCGGUGCUUGGCCAGGCUCUGGCUACGGAUUCUGCCAUUAACGUGACCACAAGUACGGUCUAUAACAAUCUGAUUCAGGGCGGCCUGGUCCGCGUGGACAUUCGCAAGAGUACCAAGAUCCUGGAUGCGCCGUACGCGGUAGAUGCGGCAGACGUUGUAUAUGUUGGAAACGUCAAGAUCUUGGGCGAUGUUGAUGUCCUUGCCUCUGUGAAGGACAGCGGCAAAGUUAUUGUGAGCGCUCCAGGCGUGAAGGAUGAUGAGCUGGAGAAGAAACUUCCCGCGAGUUUCAGGCAGGCGCUUGCUAAACGGCACAUCUCGCUCUUCAUUGCGGAUCCGGCUAUUGCUGGAGACAACCUGGAGCCCGUUGUUUUGCAGGCGUCCUUCCUGCGGGUUGCUGUACCCUCGUUUGAGCAGUCGAAGUUGGCAACUAUUGCCAAGAACUCCGAUGCUCUGGUGAAUGUGACGAAGGAUCUCGAUAAGAUUUUGCGACAGGUUGAGGUUCCUGAGUCGUGGAGCACAACCGAAGAGGCGGCCGAAGCGCCUCAACCCCCUGAGCGUAUUUCUGCGACCAGUUUCGUGCCAUUCGAUAAGAACGAGGCGGAACCUCCAGCGGUCCUCAAGGACUGGAAGACGAUCGCGAAAGGUCUGGCUUUCAAGGAAGCGUAUGGCACCCGGGCUGCUCUCCGUCCAGACCUUAACACCAAGACGUACACUGUUCGUGUCAAGGAGAACCGCCGACUUACUCCUGUCACCUACGACCGAAACAUCUUCCACAUCGAGUUCGAUUUGGGCGAUUCCGGACUCAAAUACGACAUCGGAGAAGCACUUGGCGUGCACGCUGAGAACGAUGCGGAAGAUGUCAUGGAAUUCAUCAAGUUCUACGGCCUCAACCCAGAUGAGAUCGUCGAGGUCCCGAGCCGUGAGGAUGAUUCUGUCCUGGAGAACCGUACUGUGUUCCAGGCCCUUGCGCAGAAUGUUGACAUCUUCGGUCGCCCACCAAAGCGCUUCUACGAGGCUCUCUCCGAGUUCGCCACAGACGAGAAGGAGAAGAAAAAACUCCUGGCCCUGGGUGGACCCGAAGGUGCAGCCGAGUUCAAGAAACGUGCCGAAGUCGACACUGUCACGUACGCGGAUAUUCUGCAGGAGUUCCCAUCUGCCCACCCGAGCUUCCACGACCUUGUGCGAAUUGUCGGCCCAUUGAAGCGUCGUGAGUAUUCGAUCGCUUCCUGCCAGAAGGUUACCCCAACCAGUGUGGCCUUGAUGAUCGUCGUCGUGAACUGGGUCGAUUCCCGAGGACGCCAACGCAUUGGCCAGGCCACACGGUACCUCAGCAGGCUCCAACCUGGGGCACCUGUCACCGUCAGUGUCAAGUCCAGCGUUAUGAAACUGCCACCCCGUUCGACUCAGCCAAUUAUCAUGGCUGGUCUCGGUACUGGUCUAGCACCAUUCCGCGCCUUUGUGCAGCACCGUGCCCUCGAGAAGGCUCAGGGCAAGGAGAUUGGCUCUGUCCUGCUGUACAUGGGAUCGCGACACCAGCGCGAGGAGUACUGCUACGGUGAAGAAUGGGAGGCCUACCAGGCGGCCGGUGUGAUCACCUUGUUGGGCCGCGCGUUCUCACGUGACCAGCCACAGAAGAUCUACAUCCAAGAUCGCAUGCGCCAGACCCUGCCGGAGAUCAUCCAGGCGUACAUCCGCGAAGAGGGUGCAUUCUACCUGUGUGGUCCGACCUGGCCGGUCCCCGAUGUCACCGCCGUGCUGGAAGAGGCGAUUGCCACGGAGGCUAAGGCCACUGGCAAGAAGGUGGAGCCUCGCAAGGAGAUCGAGAAGUUGAAGGAGCAGGAGAGAUACGUUCUGGAAGUCUACUAG